Molecule: messenger RNA, 5001 nt
Organism: Dermacentor andersoni
Lineage: Eukaryota; Metazoa; Arthropoda; Arachnida; Ixodida; Ixodidae
Product: solute carrier family 12 member 2-like
Biological process (GO): cell volume homeostasis; sodium ion homeostasis; chloride ion homeostasis
Cellular component (GO): membrane
Molecular function (GO): sodium:potassium:chloride symporter activity
Source: RefSeq, a predicted model, not a curated record
UCCUGCGCUGCGCGCUUAUAAAGUCGCGCCCGGCGCGAGUCCGCGGGUUCGAACCGCCGAGAAGACGUCGUCGUCGAGCGCUCGGUGGCGAACGAGAGGGAGUGGUGACGAGCAGACGUGCGCACGCCGUCGGGUCGGGCGGGUGGGCUCUGCGAAAAACAGAAACAAAAGAAACAGAAAGAGAAAAGCCGUUUAACCUUUUCGUCAAUUGCGGCGCUUCGGGGAGCACGCUAGCCAGACGCGAUGGCGGAGAAGUCGCGCUUCCAAGUGGCCAAGGUGGACUACGUGAACGAGGCGAUGGCGCCGGACGAAGACGUGCCCAGGACGCCCACGGCCGUGGCCGCCGCAUCCAUGGGGGGUCCCCAGUGCGUGGUGACCAGCGCGUCGGCGUCGCCCACCGAGCUGGCUAACUACGGCACCGUGUACGACACCGUGAACGUGAAGAGUCUGCUCCACUACACUCAGGAGGCGCUUCCGCGCGUCGACCACUACCGGAACGUGAUGUCGGUGCACGGACACAUCAGUCGGCCCACGCUCGACGAGCUGCACUGCAGCGGACGCGGAUCCAUCCCGGGACUCACGCAGUCGAAGUCCUUCAGCGAGAAAAUUCAGGGCGAGGUCAACUCAUCGACUGCGGUCAAGUUCGGCUGGAUACAAGGAGUGCUGGUCCGAUGCCUUCUCAACAUAUGGGGUGUGAUGCUGUUUCUUCGGCUGUCCUGGGUCGUAGGACAAGCUGGAAUUGGUCUCGCCAUUGCCAUCAUCCUACUAGCAUCAGCAGUCACCAUGCUGACAACGCUUUCCAUGUCGGCAAUUUGCACAAAUGGAGAAGUAAGAGGAGGUGGGACGUACUACAUGAUAUCACGGAGUCUUGGGCCGGAGUUUGGCGGCGCCAUCGGGUUGAUUUUCUCAUUAGCAAAUGCUGUAGCCGUUGCCAUGUACGUCGUCGGUUUUGCAGAAACCGUGCAAGCCGUAUUGAAGAGGCAAGACCAGCUGAUUGUGGACGGUGACAUGAAUGACAUCCGCAUCAUCAGCUGCGCCACGGUGGUCGUGCUUCUCUGCAUCGCGCUCAUCGGCACCGAGUGGGAGUCCAAGGCGCAAAUCGUGCUGCUCGUGAUCCUGUUGGCAGCCAUGGUUGACUUCGUUGUCGGGUCCUUCUUCGCGCCCACCACAGACCUCUUGGCCAAGGGCUUCGUUGGCUACUCCGGCACUCUGUUCAUGGAGAACUUAAAGCCGGGCUUCAGGGACGGCGAAACUUUCUUCGACGUCUUUUCUAUUUUCUUUCCGGCGGCCACGGGUAUCUUGGCCGGUGCUAACAUCUCCGGCGAUCUAAGGGACCCUCAGAAGGCGAUCCCCCGCGGCACCCUGCUGGCCAUCUUCAUCACGACCGUGUCGUACAUCGCCUUCGCCGUCAUAGCCGGCACCACAGUCCUGCGUGACGCCAACGGAUUCCCUUUCAACCUUACCGAAGCCGGAGUCAACUUCGCCGACAUCUCCAACUGCACCAUGUCCGAGGCUGACAAGUGCGAGUACGGACUCAUGAACUACUUCCAGGUCAUGGAAAUGGUGUCCGCUUAUGGCCCACUGGUCAUCGCCGGUGUCUUCGCUGCCACGCUGUCCUCGGCGUUGGCCAGCCUGGUCAGCGCCCCCAAGGUCUUCCAGGCUUUGUGCAACGACAAGCUCUUCCCGUACAUCCACUGGUUCGGCAAGGGCUUCGGAAAGAACAACGAACCUCGGCGGGGCUACCUGCUCGCCUUCGGCAUUUCCCUUGCGUGCUGUGCCAUCGGCGAGCUUAACGCCAUCGCGCCCAUCAUAUCCAACUUCUUCCUCGCGGCCUACUGUCUCAUCAACUUCUCCUGCUUCCACGCUUCGUUCACCAGGAUGCCUGGUUUCCGGCCUGCGUUCCGCUACUACAACCUGUGGGUGAGCCUGCUGGGUGCCAUUCUCUGCCUGAGCGUCAUGUUCAUCACCAAUUGGCCCACGGCACUCGGCACAUUCGCCAUCAUCCUCGGACUCUAUAUCUUCAUCUACAACAGAAAGCCUGAUGUCAACUGGGGUUCGUCGACUCAAGCGCAGACGUACUUGGAUGCACUCAACAGCGUCGUGAAACUCAACCACGUCCGCGAUCACAUCAAGAAUUACAGGCCUCAGAUCCUGGUACUUACUGGAAACCCGGCUGACCGCCUGCCUCUCGUCGACUUCGCCUACUUGCUCACCAAGAAGCUUUCCCUCAUGGUAUGCGGAGACAUCCGCAAGCCUCCGGUGUCCUACAGAUCUCGCAACGCCUUAACGUCCAAGGCGUACAGCUGCUUCGAGCAGCGCAAGGUCAAGGCCUUCUACAGUGUGGUCGUGGACAACAGCUUUUCUAAGGGCGUCCUCUCGCUGAUACAGCUCGUCGGUGUUGGCAAGCUUCGGCCCAAUGUUGUCCUCAUGGGCUUCAAGGCUGACUGGCAGACGUGCCCGAAGCAGGAACUCCAGGAGUAUUUCGACGCCAUUCACCACUCAUUCGACUCACACAUGUCACUGUGCAUCCUGCGCCUUGCUGAGGGCAUCGACUUCUCCAAGUACUCGGCGGAGGAGAUGGCCGCCGGCGCGACCUCAAGCUCGGACGCUGCGUCCGCAUUGCCCGCGGGCAUCGCAGGCAGCCUUAACCGGGACGCCUCCUCGAUCGACACCCUUCCCAGGAACAGCUCCAACUCGCAGCUCUCGCAAGCGGGCAGCUCUUGCGACGAAGACGAGCCCUCGACGGCGCCGCAGACUCCGACCGUGGAGAGGGCGAACAGGGACUCCGGCCUGGGCACGUACCGCAAGAACGCCUCCUCGCCGUCAGCCAGCCCCCGCGGCGGUGCCUCGUCCGGCGGAGGCGCCGGGGCCCCGGUCAUCGGCCACGAGAGCGUCACGGUGACGUUCCGGCGCGACUCCUCGGCGCCCACGGUGCUGCAGCGCUGGACGCGGCGCACCUCGUCCCAGGCCCUCGAGCGGAGCGUGCCCAAGAACGUGCUGCACUCGGUGAACCAGUUCCAGCGCAAGCAGAAGAAAGGCUCCAUCGACGUCUGGUGGCUCUACGAUGACGGAGGCUUGACGAUGCUUAUCCCGUACCUUUUGUCGACGAGGUCCCAGUUCUCAAGCUGUCACCUCAGGGUGUUCGCGCUCGCCAACAAAAAGUACGAGCUGGACAAGGAACAGCGCAACAUGGCUGCCCUUUUGAGCAAGUUUCGCAUAGAAUACUCGGACGUGACCAUCAUUCCCGAUAUUGUGAAACCACCGCAGGCAUCAACCAAAGAAGAAUUCUUUAAAAUCCUGAACCCGUGGAGGCAGUCGUCGAAAGACGCAGAGUCCGAUCAGACGUCAGCGCCGUUCGUGUCAGAAUCGGAGAUUCUAGCCUUUAAAGAAAAGACAAACCGAAAUUUGCGACUGCACGAGCUUCUGCGGCAAUACUCAACAGGUGCAUCGCUAAUAGUGAUGACCUUGCCCAUGCCUCGCAAGGGAACCUGCACUGCGCCCAUGUACAUGGCGUGGUUGGAAAUGCUCACGAAGGACAUGCCUCCGUUCCUGCUUGUACGGGGGAACCAGACCAGCGUGCUCACGUUCUACUCGUAGGGAACAGCCUCAAGAACACCAUCUCCAGAAAAUCCUGCAUAAAGAAGAAAAAAAAAGCAUCGCCCAUAUGGAGGAUGAAGAGCCUUACGCCACAUACGGCGAGCCGCGGCAAACGGCCUGGUGCUGUGACGUCACGAAUCAGUCUCCCUCCACUUAUAUAUAAUUUUAUAUAUAGUUCAUCAUUUGAUUUUUCUCUUUCGUUCCUUUAGUUUCCAGAAUUUGUUGUUGCCAUUUUAUUGAAGCAUAAUUUGUAAAGCGGACGUAGUUUAUGUAUCAGAGGAAAAGCAGCUGUCGCUUCACGCUCACUGCGCACUCAUUUGUAGAUAUCGUCAUGUGCAGUCCAAGUCAGACUGUCAGUCACUCGCCAUCGCUUUGAUCCUUGAUGCUUUGACUCUGUAGAUUCGUAGUGCAGAAUAUUGAGCGCUUUUAGACGCAACUAUGAACUCGGGGAUUUAAUUCUGCAGCACCGCUCGCGAUGGCAGCGCCGCAUUUUUUGUGCGCUAAGAUCGCCAGCAAAUGGCUUUUUUACUCGAGGGCUCUCGAAAUGACCUUUCGUUCUCGAUUCAUAUCGAGUACUACGGUUCGUUAGGAAUCCGAGCUUACGUUAACCGGUGGCAGUACUAUGCGCAGCCUUAACAUUCGUAUCUGUAACGCGGGCUUCCUUGCUAUCUUUUGGUGUGUAGAACGCUAUCCUCCAUAGUGCGUGCGAGACUACGCACGGCCGUCUGACGCGAAAUCUCUAGCUUGCCAAACAGUUGGCGUGACGGCUACGUGCGUAAGCAGGGCUUGUGAAACGACAGUCGGCAUCAGCAUAUCUGAUAUGAUACUUAUGUUCAAUUAAUUCAUAUAUCAAGAACUCCCGGCCAAGUGCCCAGCAAUCGAUAACCAAAAGAAAAAAGAAAACUUAGUCACAGAAUUUUUUUUUACGUCACACUCCGCAGUCCAGAGUGCUGAAAAGCUCUGUUUAAAGUCAGCGUUGCCUCCCCUCCCACCUCCGUAAAGAAAAAAACCUUCUACUUAGUACAAAUGCAAAGUUAGACAUACUCCACAGGGCGUGACUAGAGUGUUCAGAGCUGCAGCCUGCGCUUGUUAGUGAACCUAAAGCGAGCCCUUCAUUCAUUGAAUUGUUAUAGUUGCAGACCCUUUUGCAAUAAUGAGAGAACUUGUACUCUUGAACGAGCGCAAGUGUAGUGGUCCCUUCCCCCGCGCCCAACUCUCGCUUUCCUCCCCGAUUUGCUGCCGUCGGCUGCGCAUAGAUCCAUGUCUAGUCCUUUCACGAGAUCGAGUGUGUGUGCGCGUGCGUUUUUCUUUUUAUACAUAUGAUGUAAUCCUGCAAUAUAUUGUACAGCAGAGAAGAUAAAUAAAAUGCACAAGCCAAGGGCGUUGUUCCUUUUAGCCCGCGUA